AUGAAAGAUUUGAGAGAAUUGCAUUACUUCUUGGGCAUUGAGGUGGUCAUGUCUACCAGAAGCAACUCCUUAUUGUUAACUCAGACCAAGUACACUCUAGAACUACUUGAGAAGACUAACAUGCUCGACUGCAAACCCUGUUCUAUACCAGUCACAAGUGGUGUAAGAUUGUCAUGCCAUGAUAGUGAACCUCUCACAGACCCAUCCGAGUACAGAAGCAUUGUGGGUGGACUUCAAUACCUGACUCAUACAAGGCCUGAUAUCACAUUUGCUGUCAACAAUGCCUCACAAUUUAUGCACUCACCUACAUAUGAGCACAUGAUGGUGGUUAAGCGCAUUCUCAGGUACCUAAAAUCUUCUCUUGGAUCUGGCAUCACUAUCACUUCAGGUGAUAUCACACAAAUCUCAGGUUACUCCGAUUCGGAUUGGGCUGGCUGCCCUGAUACAAGGCGCUCCACCACUGGUUUCUGCGUGUUUCUGGGCUCUACACUAGUGUAUUGGCAGUCAAAGAAACAGUCGACUGUCUCUAAAUCAUCUAUUGAGGCAGAAUACAAAGAUGUCUCUACCCUUGCCUUUGAAGUUAUGUGGUUGGCUGCUCUCCUUGAAGAACUGAACAUCGCAGUCACCACUCCUCAUCACUUGUUCUGCCACAACAUGGGUGCUCGCGCUUUGGCCAUGAAUCCAAUUUUUCAUGCUCAUGCAAAGCAUAUCGAGAUGGCUUAUCAUUAUGUCAGAGACUUAGUUAACGCUACCACAGUAGAUGUCGAGUUCAUUGCUUCUUCUCUCCAACUUGCAGAUGUUCUUACCAAGGGACUUACCUAUCAAGCUCUGGGCAAUCUACGUGACAAACUGAUGCAUUUCUGCCAAACCCCCGCUUCAGUUUGA
This is a messenger RNA of Papaver somniferum (opium poppy), 885 nucleotides long. RefSeq lists its product as uncharacterized. The record is from RefSeq and is a predicted model, not a curated record. The transcript has a single exon. Bases 1 to 885 code for a protein of 294 amino acids. Lineage: Eukaryota; Viridiplantae; Streptophyta; Magnoliopsida; Ranunculales; Papaveraceae.